UAGGACCCUUAGGCUCGGGAUCCUGUUUGAUCAUGACGUUUGUACUUCUGCUUCAAGGCUGAAACUGCAAGAACAGUGAAACCAUAUGUCUCUCUUUCAGGACGCACAUUUACCCCUUGGGGUAUGGCUUCUCCCGGCGUCAAGUGGCUCCUUCCUUCUCUCCCAUUUCAUGAGACAUUUGGAACCUUGUGCAUUCAAUCUCAGCUUCCACGGUCAACAAAUAUACACCAUUAGCCAGUGGCAAUCAUCAGCCCGACACAACAGUCAAAUACCUCAGCAGCGCAUCUUUUACACAGCAUUGAUCGACAUAACGUUUGCAGAAUUCAGAUAUGAAACGGCGCUUCGAGGAAACACUGGGCAAUCCAGAACCCCCAUCCGCGCCCUAGAAGAGCGGAGCCCGACGCCUAGAACUCUUCCUCGUCUACCUCGACGUCCUCAUCGACGGCCGAGAGGCCGGCAUCCAGGCAAUCCGCCAGGCGUUUGCCGACAUUCUACCCGAAAUCUCGCCUCCUUCGGACGCCGUUAUCAUCUCCGCGUCCAUGUCCGAGUCCGCCGUCGAUGGAAUCUUCAGGGCACUCGGCAUCGGAAACAUCCCGCCGGAGAGAGCAGCCCGCUUCAAACAAUCCUACCUUGAACACUUCUCCAGCCGUUUCCAUCUGCUGAAACCAUGGCCCGGUGUGGAGCGCUUGCUGGAGGGGCUCGAGCGGCAGGCGGUUCCGGUCAUGGUGAUAUCCGGCGACAUCGAGAGCACCUAGCAGAUGCUGGACAUGGUUGGGCUGCGCGGGUAUAUCAGUGCUGUUUUGGAAUACACCGGCGACACGCCCG
Molecule: messenger RNA, 825 nt
Organism: Canariomyces notabilis
Lineage: Eukaryota; Fungi; Ascomycota; Sordariomycetes; Sordariales; Chaetomiaceae
Exons: 1
Coding region: 86-634 (182 amino acids)
Source: RefSeq, a predicted model, not a curated record